AUGUAUUGCAAAAUUUCCAGCCGCAUUACGUCUCUAUAUGAUGAGCCCUUUUUUUCAUUGCUGCAUCAGAAAUCGAAACCCAUUCGAAGGAAUCAAGAGACGGUAGCAAUUCUAGUCCUAGCCUUCACUCUGAGAUCAGUACUGGUUUUCCCUAGUUCAUCUGAAUAUGAUAGCCAAAGCACAGGAUCUGUCUGUGAUGGAGACCGGAACAUCAUACUAAAUCCAAGAUUUGACAAUGCCCUUUGUAACUGGGUUGGAAGAGGUUGCAUGAUUGCCUUGUAUGACUCUAUGGCAGAUGGGGAAGUCCUUCCAAUGUCUGGAAAGCACUUUGCAUCUACAGAAGAUCUCACAGAGCCCUGGAAUGGAAUUCAGCAGGAGAUAACGGGGAGAGUUCAAAGAAAGCUUGCUUAUGAGUUUGCUUCUGUAGUUCGAAUUUAUGGUUAUAACAUUACUAUUUCGGAUAUUACGGCUAAAGUGUGGGUUCAGGCACCAGAUCUACGUGAGCAUUAUAUAAAGAUUGCUAGUGUGAAGGCAACAGACGAAGAUUGGGUUCAAUUGCAAGGAAAAUUUCUUUUGAAUUGCUCCCCCGCAAGAGUAAUAAUUUGUCUAGUAGGCCCACCUCGUGGCACUGAUAUCCUCCUUGAUAAUCUAGUUGUAAAGCAUGCUCCAAAAGUACCUCCUUCAUUACCAACCAUCAUUGAGAAUCCAGCAUUGGGAGUUAAUAUUAUUGCUAACAGCAACCUUAGUAAUGACACCAGUGGUUGGUUUGCCCAUGGGAACUGUACUCUAACCAUUGGAAAUGGUACGCCAGUUAACCUUCCUCCCAUGGCUCGAGAUUCUCUUGGAAUUCAAAAACCCUUAAGUGGUCGCUAUGUUCUUGUAACCAAUCGUACCAAGACGUGGAUGGGCCCAGCUCAGAUGAUAACAGAUAAAUUGAAACUCUAUUUGACAUAUCAAGUGUCUGCAUGGGUUAGGAUUGGCUCAAGGGCAACUAGACCUCAAAAUAUUAGAGUUACUCUUAAGGUGGAUGACCUCCAAUGGGUAAAUUGUGGCAAAGUUGAGGUUACAGAUCAAAAAUGGCUGGAAAUUAGUGGAUCAUUUAGAAUUGAAAAGAAACCAGCCAAGGUACAGGCUUAUGUGCACGGUCCUGAUGCAGGUUUAGAUUUGUUGGUUGCUGGACUUCAUAUCUUUCCAGUUGACAGACAUGCAAGAUUUAGUCACUUAAAGCAACAAACUGAAAAGAUACGCAAACGUGAUCUAAUCUUAAAAUUUACAUCUGAUUCAUGGCCUCUGGUUGGCAACUCUGUGAAAAUUAGACAAACAGAAAAUAGCUUUCCAUUUGGAUCAUGUAUAAACACAAGAGAUGUAGACAAUGAAGACUUUGUUGAUUUCUUUUCCAAAAACUUCAACUGGGCUGUUUUUGGAAACGAGUUGAAGUGGGUUUGGAUGGAACCACGGAAGGGGGAACUGAAUUACAAAGAUGCUGAAGAGCUCUUGAACUUCUGUAUAAGCCGAAACAUUCAAGUCCGUGGUCACUGUAUCUUUGAGGAGGCGGAGUCUGCAGUUCAGUCAUGGGUACGUGGUUUAAAGGAGGAUAAAUAUGAACUGAUGUCAGCUGUAGAAAACCGUCUAUCAGAUCUUCUCACACGCUACAACGGUAAAUUGAAGCACUAUGAUGUGAAUAAUGAAAUGCUGCAUGGUUCAUUCUAUCAAGAUCACUUGGGAAAAGAUAUCAGGGCAAAUAUCUUCAAGAACGCUAAACAACUGGAUCCAUCUGCCAUCCUAUUUGUGAAUGAUUACCAUGUUGAGGAGGGUCGUACUUGUGACUCACGAUCAUCCCUGGACAAGUACAUUGAGCACAUUAUUGAUCUCCAAGAACAGGGAGCACCUGUCGGAGGAAUAGGCAUACAGGGGCAUAUGAACAGUCCAGUUGGACCAAUUGUCAGUUCUGCACAUGACAAGUUAAGGGAUUAG
Molecule: messenger RNA, 1974 nt
Organism: Fraxinus pennsylvanica
Lineage: Eukaryota; Viridiplantae; Streptophyta; Magnoliopsida; Lamiales; Oleaceae
Source: the annotation of a GenBank genome assembly